Molecule: messenger RNA, 2045 nt
Organism: Phycodurus eques (leafy seadragon)
Lineage: Eukaryota; Metazoa; Chordata; Actinopteri; Syngnathiformes; Syngnathidae
Gene: ndufaf2
Product: NADH:ubiquinone oxidoreductase complex assembly factor 2
Exons: 4
Coding region: 67-552 (161 amino acids)
Biological process (GO): mitochondrial respiratory chain complex I assembly
Cellular component (GO): membrane
Source: RefSeq, a predicted model, not a curated record
CCAUUGACGUGAAGGCUGCAAAAGGUGCACAGAAGACAACUGAAGCAUUCUCGUUUUCCUGUAAAUAUGAGUAAAAUGGUCGGCGCUUUACGGAGGACGUUCGGCGUGGUACGUGAGCACGUCGGGACAGACCACAUGGGGAAUAAAUAUUACAUAGUCCCCGAACAGAAGACAUGGACAGGGAGACUCGUCCGUGCCAAGAGGAUGGUGGAGGCCUCGAAUCCCACAGAGUACAAAUCUAUGGAAAGCAGCAUACCCAUCGAGUGGGACGCUUGGAUUCGAGGCAGACGGAAGGAGCCUCCCUCUGUUGAGGAGCUGGCAAUGAACGAGGCCUACAGGGAGCAGAUCAAGCUGAAGGCCAGGGAUGUGGAGGAGAAAGACUUGGCCCUGAAAGCGAAGGAAUACAAGGAAGGCCUGGUGGCGGCGCCGUCCAGCACUCUGGCCACUGGCCAUGCGGCCGCCACCAGCUUUGGCAAGCAGGAGUUUAGCGAGGAGCCCACCAGCACUGCCAACACCUUCCAGCCGGGCUCCUGGCGCCCCAAUUCCAAAUAGGAAGCCUAAAGAGACGGCGGCAUGGACUGAGACUACUUGGCCAUAUAAUGCGGUCCAAUAGAAUGGCUGAUGGUUUUCAUACAGCUGUUGUGUUGGAUCUGUUUGAUUAUGCUGCUAAUGAAGUGGCAGGUUAGUCUAUUUAAUGUGUAUGACAAUGCCAAGAGGAGUUUAAUCUUACCUUGUCACAAAAAUCUCAAUACAUAAAUUGGUACGGGAUAUUAUUCACACACAGACUUCAAAGCAUUAACGGUCCAUUUAAACUGUCUGAAACAGCAGCACCAAAAUGUCAAUAAUCUCUCUGAUUAAUUGAAGUGUGGAUUAUUACUACGUUGUAAAUGAGUUCCCAGCACAGUAUUAAAGAGUACAGUAUCUAUUUCUUAAGGCCACUUCUCCGUCAGUAAAUGUGACCACUGGGAAUGGGCAAUACAGGCUCUAUGUGAGCAAAAUAUUCCUGGUUCGACACACUUGGACAACAAUUUUGGCACUAUUAAGACCUUUGAACAGCAAAUUUAAUGACGAAGUACAAGCAUUAGGGAAACUCAACGAAGACGUAUUAGGGAGGCAGCAUGGCGGCCUAGUGCACUGAUUCUCCAUUAGUGGGUCAUGGACUCAUUAUGGGUGGGUCACAGACAGGUAGUUACUUUUUUUUUUUUUUUACUUUUGACAGAAUACAAAUUAUUGGUGUUGCACCUUCCUUAAAAAAAGAGCUCCGUGCCAAGAUAGAAGUUCUGCUUUUUUUACCAUGUUUUGUGCAAUUGUGAUGUUUUGGUUUGACUAUAUUCAUUUUUGUACACACAGAUGUCAUGUUUGUCCUGUUUCUUAAUAAGCUAAAGGGAGAAUUUGGAUGGAAGCCAGAGAAAACGAGCAGAAGUACAGGGAGAACUUCCCACAGGAAGCAUGUUAAAGCACAUACCUUACGAGGUGGAACAUUUCUAAUUGGAAUCAGUAGUGUCACAGCUUUACAGAUACCCUCCUCCUGCAGAACAUAACUUGCAAACUCCGUAGGAGGGCCAGAGCCAAGAUUCAAACGCAGAUCUCUAUUCCAACGUUUCAUAGUAUCUAAGUCUAUUUGAUACAAAUUUUAAUAUACUGCAAAUAUUUGCUAGUAAGGCCUCCCUCCAUCUUCAGUUCAGUAACACUCUGGCUUUGAUUUUUAGAAACGUACAUUUUCUGUUACAAACAAAAAAAGGGGCCUUUUUCUUGAAAGCAACCAUGAAAACUUUAUUGAUUACAAAGAAAUCUGUUAGGUACAGAAGGGCUUCAUUUCAUAACUGAAUAGAACAGUGAUGUUAACGAUGGAAUGCAAUGUGUGGCAAAAGCUACACAUAAUUAGAAGCUUGUUAAAAAUCUCAAACAGACUCUUGCUGAGGGAAGUCCGACUGGAAUGUCCGUCUCGGUACUGUUUGACCGGUGGGGGCAAGUGUCCCCUGCUCCGACCCUAGAGGGUCUGUGCUGGUGGUCAAGGAAAGGGGUGGUGGCACUACGUGUGUCCC